Messenger RNA from Leptidea sinapis, 3235 nucleotides. Its product is annotated as sin3 histone deacetylase corepressor complex component SDS3. Gene Ontology annotation, molecular function: histone deacetylase binding. Gene Ontology annotation, biological process: negative regulation of transcription by RNA polymerase II. The transcript has 7 exons. Gene Ontology annotation, cellular component: Sin3-type complex. NCBI's taxonomy places the organism in Eukaryota, Metazoa, Arthropoda, Insecta, Lepidoptera, Pieridae. The record is from RefSeq and is a predicted model, not a curated record. Bases 219 to 1247 code for a protein of 342 amino acids.
GUUUAGAUUAAAGCGAAAAUACUCUAUACCUAUAGCAUAUCACAGAACAGUUUUUGUUACUCAGACCAAAGUCAAAGCUGUUUUAUAUCUGAUUCGCAUUGUAAAUUGUCUUUUAUAAAUUAAUUGUGUAUGUAUUGUGGGACUUACUUGAAGCUUGUAUUUGGGGCUUUGGUUUACAUUCAUUGUUACUUUCUGAAAAGGUUAUUCAGUCAAUCUGUAUGCAACUGUUACGCGUCGCCUCGACCAUGUCAUACCAAGGAUCACCAUAUUCGGGCCCUGGCGAUGAAUAUGAUUUCGAAGAUGAUGGUUACGAUGACAUAGAAGAAUACAGGGAUCCAGAAGAUCCCGUGCCUCCGCCUCUGCUUGACGACAGUGAUGAAGACACAGAAGAGGCAAGUGAAGCAGAGCUUCCAAACAAUGAUGAGCCACAAGAAAUGAAGGAACAAAUGUACCAAGACAAGUUACUUAAUUUGAAAAAACAACUGCAGCAGCUGGAGGACAAAAUACAUCCAGACUUUGUGAAGAAGGUUAAAAAAUUGGAGCAUCAACUACAUGAGAGGUUGAGAUUAAACAAAUUAUAUAAAGAGCGUAUGCAUGAGGUUGUAGAGAGAGAGUAUAUAGCAGAAAAAAAAGCAGCUGCAAAAGAGUUUGAAGAAAAGAAGAUAGAGUUACGAGAAAAUUUGCUGAAUGACUUAGAGGAGAAGCGAAAGUUGAUUGAAAGUGAACGGCAUAGUAUGGAGCUGAAUGGAGAUUCAAUUGAGGUGAAACCUCCAAUGAAGCGCAUACUGCGUCGACGUGCCAACGAGCCCGCGCCUGCGCCGGAGAAGCGUCGCAAACCCAUUACCACCACGCUCACCUACCAGCUGGACGAGCGGGACUGCGACCUGGACCUGCGAGCCAUCGCUAGGACUUCGCCCCCGCCCAGGCAUCACACGCCGUCACAUAACUCACAGCCUAGAAAACAUGUCAACUCAACUAGCUGUGACUCGCCUGUGAGGGAGCCCACUGGAGGCGGAGAUACACCUGAGACGCGGGUGGAGGAUGGUAAACUGUUGUAUGAGCGACGAUGGUACCACCGCGGACAGAGCGUUUAUGUGGAGGGAAAGGAGAUGUCCAGGUUCCCAGGGCAUAUACAUGCCAUCACUGAUGAUGCGAUACACGUAAAAAAGGCGAAUGCAGAGCGAGUGAGGAUAUAUGUGUCACAGUUAGCGCGCGGGAAAGUGACGCUAAAAAGACGUGCUUCGUAAAAGUGACAGUGUUUCACGGUCGGCCUGUCUUGUCUCCACUUGCCUCUACUAUUUAACACUGCACUGGCGGCUGUCAAAGUGCGUGUUUGAUAUUCGCCAUUUUGGCGCUGUUGGCCAUAGCGAGAGUCUGCGGUACUAAAACUAGUGAUGACGACCUCAGCUAAACAAACAUCGAUGAUCGGAAACUAUUUACAAAAAAAAAAUGUGUUUUUUAUUACGUUGAUUCCUGAAGUAUAAAUAACACGGAAAACGAACGAAAUUAAUUCAAAAUGCAACAAUAGUUCACAGUAAUGUACGCUUCUCUCGCAGCCAUUUGUAUUAUACGUCAAAAUUAGUUCCCUGGACGCUCGCGAGUGGCGCUUCAAAUAGGCACAAAGAAAUUGCUGUCAAACAUGGACCAGCCUGUCCAUAUAUAUAUAUAUAUAUAUAAUGGUAUUUAUACAGGUCAGUGUCUUAUUCAUGACGUUAAUGUCCAUAACAGUGUGAACGGAGUGAUCUGUACCUGUGACUGUGAUAGUACCAUUCAGACAUAUUUUAAAGGUACUCUGGUCAUGUCAACCUGGGAUCACUAAACAAGGGCGUGAAUUCCAUAAUCUAAUUCUAUAGUAAAAGUAUUACAAUUCUACAGUAUUUAUGUAAAAAGACCUAUUUCGGUCGCAGAUCAACAUUCAAUUAAUUAAAGGGUCAAGUCCUUUCGUCUAUCAAACCUUUAAAUGUGUUUUGGCUGUGACAUGUCCAUGUGAGUUUAUUAGUGUUAAUAUAUAAAAUACUUUUAAAUAUGAAUUUCACAGUAAAAUUUCAUAGUAGAAAUGUGGCUAUUGUCACAUUUUUUAUGUCAAUGAGUUUAUAUUAAAAUAAUUUAGAGUGCUUUAUUGAAUGAUCAAUAGUUUCUUAAAAUAUUUAUUGUUUUUUUAUUAGUUCUCUUAAGUAUUUUUUAUUAAAGAGAUAUAAAGUUAAAGUCUGAACUAAAUUCAAAUGUAUUAUGUUUUUAUCAGAUUGCGAAUUUCUAAAAUAAAAUUUGACUAAAGAUACUAAUGGUAGUUUAUUAUUAUAAAUGCAAUGGUCCUUUUUAUCCAAAAAAUUGUUAGUCAAUUUUUUUCGAGCCAGAUUAUUUAAUUAUUUAAAGGUAUUCCUUCCUUUGAAAGAGAAUGAUUUUUCGUUGAUAAUGAAAUUUGUCUUUGCACACCUAUGUGAAUUUUUGCAAUGGCAAAAAUAGUUUGCUCACCUAUACCAAUUUUUAUAAUGACAAAAAUAGUUUGUAUUGUAUACACGAUGUUUUUAGUGAUAUUGAAAUUGUCCUUGUAUGCUCACCUAUAUGAAUAUUUAUUAUGAUUAAAAUGGUUUCUUUGUAUACAGGAUGUAUAUUAUGAUCUCUGUAACAUCACCGAAUUACAUUUUUUUUAUGUUUGCUAAAAGUCCGCUUGAGGAAAAUAACCUAUAUUUAUUAAUAAGCUAUCACUUUGAAAUAUAAUAAUCACACAUUUGUAUGCAAUCAAAAUUUAAAAAGAUGAAAUCAUACAAUUUAAAUUCUUAAAUUUAUUUAUUUAUAUAUUUUUAUAAUUGUGCAUUAAUAUUCAAAAUCAAUGAAAUAGAAGAGAAUCGAAUGAAUUUUAUAAUGAGUUGAUUUCAAUAAUUCGUUCUAUUUUCGACUUAUGAAUUGUCCUUAAAAGUACUCUACUUUUGUCUAAUUUUUGUUUUGUUUAAAUUGACGCAUAACUUGCUUUGGUUAUUUUUGAAAUAACACAUCUAUUGUCAGAAAGAAACAAAUCUAAGGUACAGAAGAGUUUCUUUGCUAUACUGUAAAAUUAUCAUUAUGAAUUGUACAUAGUUAAAAUGUAAAUAGUUAAGUUAGUAAUAUAUAUUUUGUAAAUGUGUAAAUAUUGAUCAAAUGUUAUAUGAUGUAAUGUUAUAUAAGCUGUAAAUACAUAUAAUUUUUACUUAAAGUACAUGAGAACAAGAUCUUUAUUAUAUAUAAUAAUUAGAAAUUA